UCCUGGCGGACAAAACUGGAAACUACAACAACAGAAAUCCAUCAUGGCGGCGGCCACAAGGCUCAUAUCAAGGUUGACGCUGGUCACUGGAGGAGGCAGUGGGAUUGGACGGGCGGUCUGCCAGCGUUUUGCCUCUGAGGGCGCCUCUGUGGUGGUCGCUGACAUCAGUGAGGAGUCGGCCAAUGAGACGAUGGGAAGCCUGUCAGGUGACCUGAGAGGUCAGGUUCACAUGGCGGCUGUGGUGGACGUGUCGUCAAAGGAGAGCAUAAAGAAGCUGGUAACAAGUAUACAGACUCAUUACUUCCAGCCUCCCUCAGUGUGUGUGAACGCAGCAGGCAUCACUCAGGACGAGUUCCUGCUCAGCAUGGAGGAGGAACACUUUGACAGAGUCAUCCAGGUCAACCUUAAGGGUUCGUUCUUGGUCACUCAGGCUGUUUCUCAGGCUCUGGUGGCCUGUGGAGCCUCCAAAGGAUCCAUCAUCACCGUGGGCAGCAUCGUGGGGAAGGUGGGAAACCUCGGACAGGCAAAUUACGCCGCCUCUAAAGCCGGAGUGCAGGGUUUAACCAGGACGGCUGCCAAAGAGCUCAGCAGGUUUGGGAUUCGCUGUAACUGUGUGCUGCCGGGUUUCAUAACGACUCCAAUGACGGAUAAAGUACCAGAGAAGGUUAUUAGCAAGUUGCAGUCCUUGGUGCCUCUGGGAAGAUUGGGUGAGCCUGCAGAGGUCGCUGAUGUUUGUGCCUUUCUAGCUUCAGAUGAUUCUCGAUACGUCACAGGAGCCAGCAUCGAGGUGACAGGUGGACUUUUCAUUGGCUAACCCAGCCGUCAUCAGGAGGCUAAUUUCUUUGUAAUUAAUUCUGAAAUGACUGUAUCUUGUAGCAGCUCUUUAAUCAGGAUAGCUGUGUGUGCUGUGUGUUUUGUCAAUCUGGCUGUGAACAUGUACUGUACAGUGUAAAGCCACAUUUUGUACAAAAUAAACAGCUAAAUAUAG
Acanthochromis polyacanthus (spiny chromis) is the source of this 988-nucleotide messenger RNA. It is a transcript of the gene hsd17b8, whose product is annotated as hydroxysteroid (17-beta) dehydrogenase 8. Bases 44 to 814 code for a protein of 256 amino acids. The transcript is spliced from 9 exons. The record is from RefSeq and is a predicted model, not a curated record. Gene Ontology annotation, molecular function: oxidoreductase activity, acting on the CH-OH group of donors, NAD or NADP as acceptor. NCBI's taxonomy places the organism in Eukaryota, Metazoa, Chordata, Actinopteri, Pomacentridae.